GUCGAUUUAUUUUCAGCUAACGAUCAAAGUUCAGAAUAUUUUAUCUUGUAUUGUAUAUAGAAAUACUGCGAAUAUUCCGACAGAUGUCUCCAAUUCAAUUUAUACUUGCGUUGUAGAUCAGCGCAAUUACAAUUUAUUUAGCUUUCUACUGACAUUCGAUGUUGAAAUCAUAAUAAAUAAAUCGUGAAAUCGUGAUACUUGUUAUUUCAUGUUACGUUUUAUAAUUCAAUAUCAAAGAAUUCAGUGUUAUUUUAAAUAUAAAAAUCUAAUUAUUGGUGUGUUUUUUGGUGAAAUAACAAAUGUAAUUUAUUAAAAAUAAAAAUUUUAUUGUAUCAUGUCGACAUUAAAUAAAUAUACUUGUCAACUAUCUUCGGAGGAGAAGAUAUAUUUGGCGGCUAAUUUAAAUGAAACUGAUGAAAUUAGACCAAUUAAAAUUGCUGAAAUAAGACAAUGGAUAAUACAAAAUAACGACUUACAUGCGCCUACAGAUGAUUUUUUCAUUCUUCGUUUCUUAAGAGCAUGCAAAUUUAAUGUUGAGAAAACAAAAUCUAAACUUUGGAAUUAUUAUAAGCAGAGAGCAAAUCUUCCUGAAUGGUAUAGUAACAGGAAUCCUUUUUUACCAGAGUUACAAGAACUGUUUGAUUUAGGGGUGUUUUUACCUUUGAGAAAAUUAGAUAACCAAGGCAGAAUGAUUGUGAUAAUACGCGUAGCUGCGCAUUCUCCCAGUAGGCAUAAAAUGUCAGAUAUGUUGAAGGCUUCAUUAAUGAUUUUGGAUGUAGCAUUACGAGAUCACGAGUCAGUAACAAUAUAUGGUGUAACGAGUAUCUUGGAUUUAGACAAUAUUACAUAUGAGCAUGUUCUCCAAUUACCACCGAAUGUUAUUAGAAAUUUAGUUCAUGCAUGGCAGGGUUGUUAUCCUGUUAGAAUUUAUUCGUUGGACUUUAUUAAUGCUCACAGAUUCGUGAAUACAGUAUUAAACAUUUUUAGAAGUUUUAUGAAUAAAAAAUUGAAACAGAGAGUUCAUGUUCAUUCACGCGAUAAAUUAAAGUUACACGAAACUUUGCCGAAGAAUAUAUUGCCAAAAGAAUAUGGUGGUACGAAUGGAACGAUAAAAGAAUUAAGUGAGUAUUGGAAGCAUGUUGUUGAAGAGAAUCAAGAGUGGUUCAUCGAGGAAGAAAAAUACAAAUUAACGUUGAUUAAAUAAUAAUUAAAAUAGAUUGGAAUUAAUUUACAGCAAUGAAGGAUUGCAUAUGCAAUUGUUGGAAUAGUUAAUAGCGAAAUACAAGAUAGACACCGAAAUAUUUUUUUAUUUUUUGUAAAUAUUUUUUAUACAGAAAAUAGAAUGGAAAAUGGAAAUAUAAACUGCAUUCUGUGUGUUCUUUCUUUUUUUUUUUUUUUUUUUUUAUAAAUCAUUUUUAUGUAUUCUCCGUAUAAGAGAAUCAAAUCGCCCGUUAAAAAUAUCGAUAAUAUAUAAAAUAUAAUUCAUAUGCUACAAUAUGGUACAUAUUUUAUGUCUUAAAAUCGAAUUGCAUACUAGCGCAUAUUAAUUAUUCUAAUUAUAUCGGUCAAUGUUGAUCUUUAUACAAAAUAUUACGGUUACACAUUAAACGUAUUUCCAUUUUACUUUUAUAUAUCAUUUCUUCGUUUUCCGCUUUGUUUAAUCGCAUCGAUUCUCAUCACGUUACAAGA
Apis mellifera (honey bee) is the source of this 1689-nucleotide messenger RNA. RefSeq names its product retinol-binding protein pinta-like. Gene Ontology annotation, molecular function: phosphatidylinositol bisphosphate binding. The transcript has 5 exons. Bases 335 to 1204 code for a protein of 289 amino acids. The record is from RefSeq and is a predicted model, not a curated record. Gene Ontology annotation, cellular component: membrane. Lineage: Eukaryota; Metazoa; Arthropoda; Insecta; Hymenoptera; Apidae.